Tribolium castaneum (red flour beetle) is the source of this 2955-nucleotide messenger RNA. RefSeq lists its product as uncharacterized. The transcript is spliced from 7 exons. Lineage: Eukaryota; Metazoa; Arthropoda; Insecta; Coleoptera; Tenebrionidae. Gene Ontology annotation, cellular component: centrosome. Bases 153 to 2852 code for a protein of 899 amino acids. The record is from RefSeq and is a predicted model, not a curated record. Gene Ontology annotation, molecular function: protein binding.
CUUUCGGUGUGCUAGUGCAACAUGCAAUGACAAGUUCACAAAGGUUUCUUGAACUCGAUUUUACAAAAUAUUGACACAGAUUAGAGGUUAUCUUGCUUUAAUCUGUGACCAUCGAUAAAGACAAACCAACCCUUGAAACAACCACAACCACCAUGACUCUAAACCUAACCAAGGAAAACCGCAUUUACAAGAAACUUUUCACUUUGAAACCCUCCCAAAGAGACGGCUUAGUGCUAAACAUCCACCACACCGACAGAAACGCGCAGAAGAUCCGCUUUCUCAGUUGCUGUUUCAGCAAAAAUGGUCAAACACUGGCCUUGGCCGACUACGAGGGCAACAUCUUUGUGAUCGACUUCACGAGCACCAAAUUCUGGAACAUCCCAAAAUUCACAAACACUUGCGUUAUGGUCAAGUUUUCGCACUUCAAAGAGGGCGAAAUUUUAGUGGGGGCACAUUGUGGCGCUGUGUACGUGGUUGAGGCCCAAACUGGCUUCGUCUGCGGCCAGUUGAGGGGCCACCAGAGCCCUGUUAAUUGCAUGACGUUUGGUAGUAACUUUUUGUGCCUCACGGGGUCCACAAGUGAGGCGAUUUUGUGGGACUUGAACACCAACAGCAAGCUGCAGGUGCUCAGUUUGCAGCACAGUUGCGCCCUGAAAUAUGUGUGCUUCAUUCCCGUUUCCUCCUAUAUUUUGACAUGUUUCAACGACGACGUGAUCCAGAUCUGGCAGUUUGGCACGUUUGAGAUGAAGACUGAAAUACCACCUCUGGUGUGGUUCAACCACGAAGUGAAAAACAUCACGUUCACACAGGACGGCAAAGUGAUGGUGAUUGGUUGCCGCUCACCACACCUCGCCCUCUUCCUACUCUCGAACUUCAAACUAUUUAAAUUUAUAACAUUGCCAGAACACAUCCAGUCACUGAAACACAUUGAUUUCAUCCCCCAGCCAAACGACGCCGGCUCGAAUAAAAUUUUAGCCAUUUUAUCAGGCCGUGGCACUGUUUAUUUCUACGACAGCCACCAAAAUGUUCUAAUGAGCGAAUUAGUUGCAAAUUACGAAAUUUCAAAAUACGAUUUUUCGGCGAGUUAUAUGGCCUGUGUUUUAUCGUCCGGUGACGUCAAUAUCUACGAUGUGACCCAAUACGUGGUUGUGCCACUCAAACUGAAGGCCGUUCGGGCAGAAAGUGCGCGAAAAAAAGUCAAAUUGAAGCGAUGUUUGGAGAAAAUGGGCAUAGUCAAGGAGCAGAUUAGGGAGAUUCUCGAGAUUGAAAAAUUGAGAAUGAUAUUGAAAGAGUGUGGCGAGUUUCCCGAUUCAUACCGGACCAAAAUUUGGGAACACUUGUUGGCACUUCCCAAUAAUAGGGAGCUCUACAAUGGGAUUAUCAACCACCGAAUGAUAGUCUCAUUUGAGGAUUUGUGCCGCAAAUACCCGCUUGAAAACAAGCGAAACCUCAAAAACCUCAAACAACUGUUGGAUAAUUUGGUCACGUGGUGUCCCUUCUUCCUCAACGUGGAUUAUUUGCCACUUUUUGUGUUCCCCUUUGUCAAGGUUUUUAUUAACAAGCCGUUGACGUGUUUUGAGGCCGUUUGCACGAUAAUUUUGAACUGGUGUCAAUUCUGGUUCGAGUACUUCCCUCUCCCUCCAAUCAACAUACUUGCGAUGAUUGAAAACGUCCUAAUGGUACACGACCCCGAACUUUUGGACUUCCUAACCAGAAAAAAAGUCUCUUCCGAAUUGUACGCAUGGCCGAUUUUGCGAACUGCAUUUUCCGAGGUUUUGACAGCGCCAUCCUGGAAAAUUUUCUGGGACCAUGUUUUAACAAACGAACCUUCGUUUCUACUGUGUGGAGUCGUGGCUUACAAUAUUUUACAACGAACCUCCAUUUUGAGUCUUAAAGACGAUAAACAAUUUCGGUGUUUUUACAAAACGCAUCAUCCCAUAGAUGUUAAAAAAUUGCUAACGAAAAGUUACCACAUUUUGGCCAAGACGGGCGAGGCCGUGCACCCACGGCAAUAUUUGAACAUGUUCAAGAAAAUUAAUUUGGGGGAAUACCCCAAUUUUUGUGAUUACCCCAAAACCAUGAUCGAGAUGUCGGAUAAAGAGGCCGAGAUGAAGAGAGAGAUGGCGGGGUUGAAAACAGACGAGGUUGAUUUGUUCAGACGCCGAUUGAUUAGUUUGGAGCGGUUGCAAAAUUUCGAAGUGGAGGAAGAAGAGAAUAAGCGAAUUUUGGAAAUGGAACGCGCGAUUCGUAAUCAAUUGUUGGAGGAGCAAACCCGUGUCCAGGAGUACUACGAAAGGGUGGCCAACCUGCGCGAAAAAUUCCACCAAGAAGACAAAAUUUUGGCCUCCUUAAGACACCAAAUAGCGAAGGAACAGCAAUUGAAAAGCCGCCGAAAAUACCUAUCGUCGAUUAUGGACGAUGUCAGGUUCCGAAAAGGCGAGAAAGGUUACGCCUUGACCAAGACCGAGGACGAACUCCUCUUCCACUAUGCCGAACUUUUGAAAAACAAGUACAAAAUCGAAAAGUUACUAAACACUGAUGAAGUUGUCACAAGUACAAAACUAUCAGUUGAUCAACAACAGGAACAAUUAUCGAACGAAAUCAAUUUUGUGCGGAGUAGUGAAGAGCCCCGCAAACAUUUGAAGAUGUUAAAUCUGACAACGGGGCUUGAAGCCAUGGAUGCUCUAAUCGAAAAAGUCGAAAGUGAGCUGGAAAAACAAAAGAGCGGGAGUGACAGUGAUGCCGAUCGACGCGUUGUCGCCCUGCAAGCGGAAAGCAAAGAGUUGGCGUUGAAAAUUGCCAAUUUAAUCGAGCUACUUGCCAAUUUAAGGAGUGAGGAAGUGGGCGGAUAGCACAAUCAAUUUUAUUAUAAGUUGUAUCGUUUCUAUUUAUACGUUUUAUGAUCUCAUAUGCACCUGUGAUAUGUUUUUAAACGGCAAUAAAUUUACAAACCGA